Molecule: messenger RNA, 669 nt
Organism: Porites lobata
Lineage: Eukaryota; Metazoa; Cnidaria; Anthozoa; Scleractinia; Poritidae
Source: the annotation of a GenBank genome assembly
GCCUCCCCAAAAGGCCAGGAGCAUCUUGUCGAGAGCCCGCUGGAGGACCAAUCAUCCAGCUUUUGGUCAAUAGAUUCUGCUUGGGGUCAAAGCGACCAUAGAGAGCUGUUCUUUGACCAAGUGGCUGAACUCGAGCAGUUGAUGUCUGGGGAGAAUUGCAGGGAAAUUGUUUUUCAGAAGUCUUGGCCUGUUAAUGGAGCGUUGUCUCUUGGUAUUGCUCAAAAUAAGGAGGAUGUUGAUGGCUCUGUAGAAUUGUCAGAUAGUGAAGAAAAUUUAAAUGCCGGUGGACUUAGUUGUCCUGGUCCUGGAAUAUCUUUUGUACAAAGCUCAGAAGAGAAUCCUCCUCCAGAACAACAAGCCCUUGAGCACUCACCAGCAAGUUUGCCAAACAAUGAGUCAAUGCUGUUUGAUCAAUCACAAGAUUCACCUUCCUCUGUAGGAAGCUCUUGCAGUGAUGAAGCCUCUGAAAAGAGGAUCAGAAACAAUAAGGCUUCCAGGAAGUUUCGCCGUGCAAGGAAGGAAAGACACAAAACUUUGUUUGCUAAGGCAACUAAGUUGGAGAAGGAAAAUUGGUCAUUGAAGCUUCAGGUGAAUGAGAUGAUGAGAGAAAUUGCUUCCUUGAGGUCCAUGCUUCCAAAGAAUAUUAAUCAUGUUUCAUUUGUUUCAUAA